This is a messenger RNA of Puccinia graminis f. sp. tritici CRL 75-36-700-3, 1041 nucleotides long. RefSeq lists its product as uncharacterized. The transcript is spliced from 7 exons. The record is from RefSeq and is a predicted model, not a curated record. Bases 1 to 921 code for a protein of 306 amino acids. Lineage: Eukaryota; Fungi; Basidiomycota; Pucciniomycetes; Pucciniales; Pucciniaceae.
AUGCACUUCCUCUUGACCCGUGAAGACUUGAAGUUGCAACGACAACAGUCGUGGGCUUGGUUGUUUAGAGAGUGGACGUUUAAGGUCGUCGUUUCAGGCUGGGAUGGUGCUUGUAUUGGGCGUCGCGAACUGAACAUACACUGUGGCUCCUGGCUCGUUUUCAACGGAGAUGGCUAUAGCGUCUCGUAUCCCCAGCGCCGUUCGGGUUAUGUAGCCUCCAGACUUGUCUCAGGUCCUUGCUCGGCUUGUGAUGAGGCCUUGUUGCCCUAUAAACCCAGCGCCUUCCCUACAAACCGAGUCUGUCGGCGUCUUUUCCAUAGAUUCCUCAAAGCCCACAUCCUCAGUGACUUCAUCAUCAUCAUCAUCAUCUCCCUUCCAGUCACCAACGCGGGACAUCUCGGCAGCACCGGCUUCACCAUUCCGAAAUCUGCUGCUCUCGGCAGCGAUCGUCUAGGGAAUCUCCUCCAACACAAGGACAUCAUCUCUCGAGCUUCAGCACCACUGACAACCAUCGUCAGCAACAGUUGGAUCGUUUUUAUUUUGACUAUCUUUAUCUGUAUAUACCCAACGCUGUCUGCUUGGGUCUCUUCUCGUUCCUCAACUCCCCGCUCUCAUCCUCCCUGGGCACCUGUCGGAUCUGUCGUCGUCUUCAUCAAACACCUCAACUUCAAUCUUCACUUGCUCAGCUGCAAGCGGGAUCCGUGUAAACACACAUGCUCUCCAAACCCCCCGCUGCCCAACCCCAUCCUGCAUGGUCUCACCUUGUGUCAAUCUCCACCACGUGAUCAGCUCUUAAGCAUCUCGAUAGGCACUAUCUAUCCCACCCACCCAUCAUCAUCAGUACUUUGGUGUGGGCAAGUCCUAUACCUUCAACCCUUGAAAUUAGAUCACCACGUGGCCGAGCGAUCCGUCAAAGACUGAACUAGAAAUGUACGUGUUGACGUAUUGAAAUGAUUGGCUGUCGCCUGCCACCAACAAGUCUUGCCCUCUUUCUCAUGGCCCUUCUUCCACCAACAGAAGACGGUCAUCCAAAUUCGAUCA